AUGACAUCAUUUAAUAGAAAGAAUUCUCUUAUUGAAAGAUUAGUAAAUCAGACUUAUUUAUCUGAUGAUAAUCAAUCAAAUUCCGAACAACGAUCAAGUCUUGCAGUAAGUGAUGAUGUACCUGAUUGUUACAAUCAAGUUCGUUAUAUUCCAGAUUCUUGUAAAGUAUUGUGUAAUCUUUGGAAAAUAGAUAAAGAUUUUUUAAAUAAAAGUAUUGAUAAUGAUGUAUCAAAAUCAUUAAAAGAAUUUCGUUUGAGUGAUGUUGCACGUUGUUAUCGUUCUCCAUAUAGAAUAAAUGGUGUUUUAUCGAUUUUAAAUCAAACAAUUGAUGAUUUAAUUCGAAUACAUGAUUUUAUUGAUUCAAAAAGAAAAGAAUGGCUUGAACAAUUUUAA
Messenger RNA from Rotaria sordida, 393 nucleotides. NCBI's taxonomy places the organism in Eukaryota, Metazoa, Rotifera, Eurotatoria, Philodinida, Philodinidae. The record is from the annotation of a GenBank genome assembly.